CUUGAUUAACACGUAAUUCAAAUGGUUAAAUCGCCACCAAGUUAGAGAAGAGGACACAAGGAGAUUAUGGUUUGAGUUGGAAGAUACUUCUGGAACGGGUUGGUUUUGGGGAGUGCUUAUUCUGUAAAAGGAUCCGAGAUGUCUUUAUCUGUAGACCCUCAACUGCAGAUCGAGCACAUUAUGGUAUCGAAUGUAACCGCAACGGGAAACGAUGUGAUUGCUUCACCGAAUGAUGGUGCAGGUGUUGAUUAUGAAGAAACUUAUCUUUUUGCGGAACGAACGAGGAACAGCAAUAGCCUAAGUCCUGAACAAGCAUUCGCUCAUAUGGUUAAGGCCAUGUUGGGCACUGGACUGCUCUCAUUACCUCUUGCUUUUAAGCAUGCUGGACUAUGGUUGGGUUUGGUGCUAAUGAUUAUACUAUGUGGCAUAUGCUUAUACUGCAUGAGACUGGUAGUUUAUGCUGCACAUUACAUCUGUCGAAGAAAUGGUAGAGAUGUUAUUGAUUAUGCUAACGUCAUGCGGAGUGCUGUAGAAAGCGGACCGACCUGGAUAAGUAUCCAUGGGUAUUUCUUUAAACAAUUGUUAAAUAUUAACAUGUUUUGUGCGCAACUUGGAUUCUGCUGUGUAUAUUUUGUGUUUAUGGCCGAUAACAUCCAAAGCUUUUUCGAUGUGAACACGAUGAUUCAUCUACCCAGAUCAGUAUGGAUGGUACUGCUUCUUAUUCCCAUACUGUCGAUAUGCUCGAUUCGUCGUUUAAAUAAGCUAGCUCCAUUCGCCCUUUUUGCCAACUGCUUAUAUUUGUCUGCCGUAUUUAUCUUACUGUACUUCUUCUUCACUCAUUUGAAAUCGUCGUCCGAUUUCCCAGCUAUUGGACAGAUUGAGAACAUUCCUCUUUAUUUUGGAACAGUUCUGUUCGCUUUUGAGGGAGUUGCCGUGGUUUUACCGGUGGAAAAUCGUAUGAGUCAGCCACAACUUUUUAUUAAAUGGAAUGGAGUUUUGAAUUGUUCAUGCUUGGUUGUGAUGACUAUAUUUGCGAUGAUGGGUUUUUACGGUUACCUUGCUGUUGGUGAUGAAGUCAGCGAUACAAUCACUCUGAACGUACCACACGAGCCGAUGUACCAAAUCAUUAAACUCAUUUUUUCGAUGUGUGUAAUGGUGUCAUAUCCCUUACAAUUUUUCAUCCCGAUGGAACGAAUCGAAAAAUGGAUGACUAGGAAAAUCCCAGUUGAAAAUCAGACGGCAUAUAUCUACUUUGCGCGAUAUGGAAUUGUGUUGUUGACAUGUGCAGUUGCAGAACUCAUUCCACAUCUUGCCUUGUUUAUCUCGCUUAUUGGAGCAUUCUCAGGAUCUUCGAUGGCUCUGCUCUUCCCACCUUUCAUCGAUCUCCUUGUCUCGCAUUCUCGAGGUAAAUUAGUGCUCAAGGUUUGGAUAAUCAAUUUGACCUUAUUACUUUUUGCACUGAUUGGUUUGGUGGCAGGAACAUAUACUGCAUUGGUUGAAAUAUUCAAAAAGAUUGAACAGCCAGUCUAGUGUUUUUGAACAGUUGAAUCUUUUGCUAAUCUGUUAAAAAACAGGAAUCAAAAUCGCAUUUAACUGUAAGAAAUUUCCAAGUACUUGGAGCUUAAGUUCUUUGUUCAAGUUGCUCUUUUCAUUUUUUUUCAUAACCACAUUCCUGAUUCUUCUGGGUACCAAACUAUUAAGAACUGGUGUUAAUGUUUUGUUUUGUUGUCCUUUUGUGUUUAUUUUCAUUUUAAAGAACAAAUAAAUUAUUAAGUCAUCAAAUUCAUAAAAGUUUCGAAGUGAAAGGAAUUUGUGUUUAGUGUAAUGGGUAAUUUAAUGAGAUUAUGCUAAUCUAAUGGAUAAUUUAUUCUGCAGGUUUCAC
Molecule: messenger RNA, 1882 nt
Organism: Loa loa (African eye worm)
Lineage: Eukaryota; Metazoa; Nematoda; Chromadorea; Rhabditida; Onchocercidae
Exons: 11
Coding region: 139-1530 (463 amino acids)
Biological process (GO): amino acid transmembrane transport
Cellular component (GO): vacuolar membrane
Molecular function (GO): amino acid transmembrane transporter activity
Source: RefSeq, a predicted model, not a curated record